Molecule: messenger RNA, 1594 nt
Organism: Spizellomyces punctatus DAOM BR117
Lineage: Eukaryota; Fungi; Chytridiomycota; Chytridiomycetes; Spizellomycetales; Spizellomycetaceae
Product: UV excision repair protein Rad23
Exons: 10
Coding region: 107-1273 (388 amino acids)
Biological process (GO): nucleotide-excision repair; proteasome-mediated ubiquitin-dependent protein catabolic process
Cellular component (GO): cytosol; nucleoplasm
Molecular function (GO): polyubiquitin modification-dependent protein binding; ubiquitin binding; proteasome binding
Source: RefSeq, a predicted model, not a curated record
CAACUUGCGCCUUGGAGAUUUUAUCGGAAGCCAUCUCGCCUUUGAGGUGCUGCUCAAUUUCACUCUUACUUGCAUCUUCCUACUUUGGCUACGCAAAGAUCUCACCAUGAAAUUGACAAUCAAAACACUCGCCCAAAAAUCUUUCCACAUCGAAGCAGAGCCGACGGAUAAGAUCUCGGAAGUGAAAAAGAGAAUUGAAGAGUCGCAAGGGUUUGAGGUUUCUCAGCAAAAGUUGAUCUAUUCUGGCAAGAUUCUUGAGGACUCUAAGACCGUGGAAGAAUGUAAGAUUGAAGAAAAGGGUUUCUUGGUAGUGAUGACCGGCAAGCCUAAAGCUGCGGCCCCAUCAACUCCUGCGCCGGCGGCAGCGCCAGCUGCUCCAUCUGCCCCAAUUGCCUCGACAGCUCCGACAGUGCCAAGUACGCCAGCCACACCGACUCCCGCGUCUGCUGCCAGUGACACAACCACCACAGCUGUUCCAGUGGAGGGCGGCUCGUUUGACGCGUCAACGUUAGCUACCGGUAGUGCAUAUGGAAGUGCUGUACAAAACUUGGUGGAAAUGGGCUUCGAGCGGGAUCAAGUUGUGAGAGCUAUGCGUGCAGCGUUUAACAACCCUGACAGAGCUGCUGAAUAUUUGAUGACUGGUAUUCCCGAACACGUUACGCGAGAUCUAGCUCCGCAACCCCCUGCGCCUAGUGCAGGUGCCGCACCAGCCGUCCCUGCCCCCGCCGCCGCUGAUCCACUUGCAUCUCAGCCUGCUACCACUGCUGCAACUACUGGCGGAACAGGGCAACAGGGCGGUCAGUUUAUCAAUUUGUUCGAAGCUGCCGCGCAAGCUACUCAGCAAGGACCUGGGGGUGCAGCUGCCGCUGGAGCUGGAGGACUCAACCUUGGCGAUGCUCAAAAUCAGUUGGCUUUCCUACGCAAUUCUCCCCAGUUUCAGCAACUCCGCCAGCUAGUACAAACACAGCCUCAACUGAUACAACCACUAUUACAACAGCUUGCUCAGAGUAACCCGCAGAUGAUGCAAUUAAUCGCACAGAAUCAAGACCAAUUCUUUCAACUCCUCGGUGAAGCCGGUGAAGGGGGUGCCGAGGGAGGGCCUGGGCCGCAAUACAUCUCUGUAACGCCUGAGGAGGAAGCUGCUAUCAAUCGGUUGGUUGCAUUAGGCUUUGACCGAGCGCUUGCUAUCGAGGCAUUUUUUGCCUGCGAUAAGAACGAAGAAUUGGCAGCAAACUACUUGUUUGAUCAUGGGCAGGGUGACGAUUGGCAGUAGGAGCAUCGGUAAUUGGGGGUUUGCCUUUUGACAAUCUGUCUGAAUGGCAUGGUUUGCGGGAUCCUAUAUCCAUUGGUUCAUGUGCGAUACCACCAGUGCUACCAAGCCAAAUACUUAAGUCCCAUAUGUCAGCACAAAUCUGUCUGAGGGAAUUUCGCAUGUGACUGCAGUGUGGCAUUUGAUCAGUGUUUUAAAAAUUUACAGAGAAAGCAUAAUACAUUUUGGUCCUCGAAAUAGGGUACGAUUAGUAAGCUCCAAUAAUUGCCUUAUAUGUGUGUGCUUCACCUCUAUGCCUUGGUCCCGCACCCGAGCAGCCCGCCC